Helobdella robusta is the source of this 303-nucleotide messenger RNA. RefSeq lists its product as hypothetical. Gene Ontology annotation, molecular function: calcium ion binding. The transcript has 2 exons. The record is from RefSeq and is a predicted model, not a curated record. Lineage: Eukaryota; Metazoa; Annelida; Clitellata; Rhynchobdellida; Glossiphoniidae. Bases 1 to 303 code for a protein of 100 amino acids.
AUGGGAAGUAUGAAGUCGGCAAAUGAAGAGUCACUGGCCGCCAGAUUGAAGGAAGUUUUUGAAAUUGUUGACGAACAGAAAAAUGGGUUCAUUUCGCUAGACCAUUUUCUUGAGCUCGCCAAAGAAUUUACAAGUUCCAAUGGUCAUAACAACAACGCCAAACGUCGAUUGGGAUGGGUUACCAAAAAUGUGACCAUCGAAGUCGAUGCCUGCCAAACUGACGAUGCCCUGUCCAUGUGCUUCUUAGUUGUUUGGUUCAUCGAGUCGGGCAUUAUGACAGUGGCACGCACGUGGGGCCGCUGA